This is a messenger RNA of Pelobates cultripes (western spadefoot toad), 180 nucleotides long. The record is from the annotation of a GenBank genome assembly. NCBI's taxonomy places the organism in Eukaryota, Metazoa, Chordata, Amphibia, Anura, Pelobatidae.
AAGAGGCUUCCUUCUGGGAUGACAGCCAUGCAGACCAAUUUGAUGCAGUGUGCGGCCUAUGGUCUGAGCACUGACAGGCUGACGCCCCAACCCUUCAACCUCUGCAACAAUUUCCCAAAGACAACAUCUGGAUAUGACGCUGAGCACAUGCACUCAACUUCUUUGGUCGACCAUGGCGAG